AUGUACAACAACACGACUUGUGAAACAAUGCUCACCUACUCCACAUCAGUCGAACUUCGGAUUUCUCUACUUAUAAAUUGGUUCAUUCUUCUUCCAGCUUUUCCAAUAAUCGGCUAUUCGUUCUAUUACUCAAUUACUCAAAAAAUGUUCCACAAAAAUACGCAAAUACAAAUCACGAUUCAUUUGGCAGCCUUGUUGAUUCAUUGCACUGGAAGAUUUAUUUUGCAUACUGCCGACCUCUUCAAUUAUUUCUAUCCGACUACAGACGGGUGCAAACUUUUACCAAACUUCUACAGAUGUCUAUUCUUCCGAUUUCUUUAUAACUCUGGCCAAGCAGUCGUAUCAAUGACUCCAAUAUCAGUCACACUAGAACGAUUAAUAGCAGUUCGAUACAACAGAGCCUAUGAAAAUUGUUCAAUGAAUUAUGGACUCAUUUUGGGAGUUUUUCAAAUAUUUUUGGCUGUUUGUUACCUUACAACAAGAUAUAUUCAUGCAGCAUUUAGUCCGUCCAGUUUUACAUUUUUCUACUGUCAGACCUUGGUUUCAAGUACUAUCACAACUGCUGAAACGAUAAUUCCGUUAGCAAUGAUAAUAUUUUCUCAGAUUAUAUCUUUUGUUGUUUUUCGGUUUCUAGAAAUCAAAAACAAGAGAUUACGAGAAGUUGCGGACAUAAACCUCAGCACUCGAUACACGCUGGAUCAGGGAAAACGAUCAUUCACUGCAUUAAGCUCGUUUGUCCAUUACAAUUGUCUCAUGGUAUCCACUAUCUUUAUGGGAAUCAUUGUACUGUAUUUCUUCUCUUCGAACUUCUCAAAACCGAAUCAUAUGGCGAUAAUUGAAUUGACUCAUGCGUUACCUCUUUACGGGAUUGUAGUCUGUAUCGCUGUCUGGUGGAAAUUACGAAUUCUAGACGGAGAACAACGAAAGAAUAUCACAGUUGCAUUGCGAGGAGGACAAUCAGUACACACGGAUUUGUAUUUCCAAAUGUUCGAGAAGCAGUUGGAAUAG
Molecule: messenger RNA, 1008 nt
Organism: Caenorhabditis remanei
Lineage: Eukaryota; Metazoa; Nematoda; Chromadorea; Rhabditida; Rhabditidae
Exons: 7
Coding region: 1-1008 (335 amino acids)
Source: RefSeq, a predicted model, not a curated record